Molecule: messenger RNA, 639 nt
Organism: Otolemur garnettii (small-eared galago)
Lineage: Eukaryota; Metazoa; Chordata; Mammalia; Primates; Galagidae
Exons: 3
Coding region: 181-639 (152 amino acids)
Source: RefSeq, a predicted model, not a curated record
GGGCGCGCCCGGCCUGUCGGCGGUAGCUGCGGCUUUGGCUCACCUGGAGUGUCCCGCCCACGUCAGUCGCGCGCGGUGGCCUGCAGGGUGCCAGCCCCUCGGGCCCUUCCCGGGCUCUGGGAGGGCGGGGCCCUACAUCAGCGACCACCUUAAAAGAGGAGAACCCGUUGGGAACAAGCUAUGCGGGGAGAAAAUCAAAGUGAACUGGAGAAAAUGAAUCUUUCUCCUAAGGAGACAGAAGUUAGGGAAAAUGAGAUGUCAGAAGAUAAGGACAAUGGCAGUGGAGAUGAGGUUGUCAUCCUUCAGAAUAAUGGCAGGAAGCAUGCUAUGGCUCCAGGAAGGAAGAAAGGGGGACAAAAAUCUCUAGCUCCUAUGUUUGCUGAGAAAUUAAUAUCACCAAGCAGGAAAGGAGCCAUGUGGGCCAAGCAGGCACAGGACAGGAGGAGUGCCAAGCUUGAGAACCAUGAGAACUUUGAAGAGAAUGAAGAUGAUAACAGUGAGUUAGAUGAGCUCAAGGAAGGUAAAGAAUCCUCUUCCAGGUGGUUCCUGGCUAGUGCCUGUAAAGUGAUAAGAGUCUGCCACCCUGCAUGCCAUUCUACAGUGCUUGGGGACAGGUUCUCUGAAAUUACAUUCUUCUGA